Molecule: messenger RNA, 1976 nt
Organism: Anopheles arabiensis
Lineage: Eukaryota; Metazoa; Arthropoda; Insecta; Diptera; Culicidae
Product: serine protease 7-like
Exons: 4
Coding region: 337-1542 (401 amino acids)
Biological process (GO): proteolysis
Molecular function (GO): serine-type endopeptidase activity
Source: RefSeq, a predicted model, not a curated record
GAUAGAAUUGAACAGCAUUUUCGGCGAUUCUCCGAAGCGCUCUUCUUCAAACACAAAUACUCACCGGGGUGAACUGUGUGAGAUCGAGAGAUCGUCCGUGUUGGUUGCGAACUGCCGUUAUUAGUAGCUAAUCAGAGCUCGAUCGUGUCGGUUGUGCUUGGAGCAACCGCAUCAUCGUGUAUCUCCGUUUUUUUUGCAACCCCUGUGGCCUGUGGAGGUGUCUCGAAGGCUUCUAGCCACAGUUUAGCCACGGUGGUCUGCAGAAGUUUUCCUUACCGAGCCGAGUUCACUCGAGGACGUGCAGCAGACGGUGUUGUACCGGAAGCCGGAAGAACUAUGACUAGCUACAAUCGGUCCGUAGCUUGGCUUACGGUCUGCGUACUGCUUGCCCUACACAUCGGCGGUUCUCACCAGCAGCAACAGCAAUGCACGACACCGACGAGGUUACGGGGCCGUUGCAUCUCCAUCUACGAGUGUGACAGCAUACUGGACUACUUCAAGCAGCGCAUCCUCACCUGGGAGGAGCGUGAGUUUCUGCGCAAAUCGCAAUGUACCGGAGCGACCAGCGGACGCCAGCCGUUCGUGUGCUGUCCCGGCAACGGUUCCAAACCGGUCGUAGCACCCGCGACGACUGUUCCUGCUGGGACGGUGUCCACCACACCCGCUGGACCGGCGGCGACUGCACCGAGCGGUGAUGCUGCGCUGGCCGAUCAGCUCGUCGGUGGUUUGCUGCCCAACCCGAAGAAGAACGAGUGCGGCGUUAGCAUCGGCAUGCGGAUCUACGGUGGCCAGAACGCGGACAUCGACGAAUUUCCCUGGCUGGCGCUGUUGCAGUACGAAAACCGCAAGGGCGAGCGAAAGUACAGCUGCGGAGGGUCGCUGAUCAAUCGGCGCUACGUACUGACCGCUGCCCACUGCGUUAUCGGGGAGGUUGAGCGCAAGGAGGGCAAACUCGUCUCGGUACGGCUCGGAGAGUACAACACCAAAACCGAAAUCGACUGCGUGACGGAGGAGCAGGAGGAAAUCUGUGCCGAUCCACCGAUCGAUGCCGGCAUCGAGUCGGUCAUCGUACAUCCGGGAUACCAGGAUAUGGCACACGCAGACGAUAUCGCGCUCUUGCGGCUGGCGCAAUCGAUUGAGUAUACGAGCUUCGUGCAACCGGUUUGUCUGCCACUGACCGACUUCCGGGCGUCGAAAACGGGCGAGGUCAACUUUGUGACCGGGUUCGGGCGUACACUGCAAGAGAGCCGAAGCGCGGUUAAGCAAAAGCUGGGCAUCAAGGUGUACGAUCAUGCCCGGUGCCAGGAGAAGUACGCUACGAAGAAUUCGUCGAUAACGACCAACCAGCUCUGCGCCGGUGGCGAGUACGCGAAGGACUCGUGCCACGGCGAUUCCGGUGGUCCGCUGAUGAAGCUGCAGAAGGUUUGGUACCUCGAGGGCAUCGUCUCGUACGGCAACCGGUGCGGGCUGGAGGACUGGCCGGGGGUGUACACUCACGUGCCCGCGUACAUGGCCUGGGUGAGAAGCAACAUCAAGGAGUAACGGUGGUGCAGCGGGAGGAAGGAGAUCUUUACCAGUGUAAUGACAUCUAGGAACAAAUUCACAACGAAAUUAAUGACAAACUAGAAUUAAUGCUAUAUUCUACGAUACUAGUGUGCGUAGGCAAAGGACAGGGAAAAAUUAAACUGGCACAAACAGCUAAUAGGGCAAGGGCAGUCCCUUCAACAUAUCUGAUCGAUGACGACCAACAGUAAUGUCGGCUAGAACGCUUCGCUCUGUAAUGUGAACUUUACUGAAGCGAAACUGUGUUAACUGUGCAUUUUACUUUCACCGCUUCUAGAGUAGCACUGCAAAACGACUGUAGAGCUGUAGGUCAAUGCUAGAUAGUUUGAACCGAUUAUGUACCUUCACUAUGGCAAAAUGUUUACAGAAAAUAUGACAAUAAAACAAACGAUCGUUUACAACCCUUGCUCGUA